AGGUCUGAGUCUGUAUUAAAAUUGUGAUCUACAUUUACUUCAUCAGUGGUGAUUGUUGUCUGACAGAGUUUCAUCAUUUACAUGUGAGCUGAUAUACUGUAUCUACACUCUGAAUGGUUAUCUACAGAAUAGAAACAGUAAUGAUUUGUUUGUUUCUUACAGAGAGUCCUAAACCUACAGUGACUAUAAACCCUGAUACUCAGGUGUUCAUAGGAGAGACUGUGACUUUCAGGUGUGAUGUAGAGGAAGGAAGAGACACUGAGUGGACGUACGGCUGGUUUAGGGACAGUAACACAUUCUACCCAUAUCCCACAACAAAGAGGUUCAGCACCAGCUAUGUUACGAAUGGUCAAUACACCUGCAGAGGGAGGAGGACAAGUGACUCUCAGAUGUCAGAGAUGAGUGAUUCUGUUACACUCUCUGUAUCAGGAAAACCCAAACCGACUGUGAUUGUGACUCCUCAGAGCUCCGUCUACACUGGAGACACUGUUACUCUGAGCUGUAAUUUGAUGUCCACUGGAUGGAAGUUUCUCUGGUACGAAGGACCGACAUGGAAUUCCCAGUACAUUGGAGACUCAGACACCAACACACACACUGUGAGAGUCUCUAAUGAAGGACGAGUAAAUUACUACUGUAUAGCACGCAGAGGAAACUACUAUUACUACGACUCAGAGAGGAGUGAACCAGCCACAAUUACAGUGACAGAAAAACCUAAACCUCAACUCACAUCAAACAUUAAAGGAGCUGUACUGAGAGGAAACUCAGUGACUCUGUACUGUACACUGACACCACAGUCUGCUGGAUGGAAGUUUUACUGGUCCAAACCCACACAGAGGAGUUGGACUGAGACUGAGACUACAUCAGACUCCAACACCAUCAGCUCAGAUUAUGUCUAUGACAAAAUUCAGUACAAGUGCAGAGCUGGAAGAGGAAACCCAGUCUACUACACAGACUACAGUAAUGAACUCUCACUAACUGUUAUUGAGAAACCGAAACCUGUGGUGAUUAUAAAGCCUGAUAAACAGGUGUUCAAAGGAGAGACUGUGACAUUCAGAUGUGAGAUACAAAGCACAAAAAACACUGAGUGGACAUACAGCUUGUAUAAGAAAGAUUACACAGAGAACUCAUACAAAGAAACACAGCAGUUCAGCAUCAGCUCAGUUACAGUCUCUAACAGUGAUACAUACACCUGCAGAGGGAUGAGCAGUGACUCUCAGUUCUCAGAGGACAGUGAUCCUGUUACACUCACUGUAUCAGAAAAACCUAAACCUCAACUCACAUCAAGCCUUAAAGGAGCUGCACUGAGAGGAAACUCAGUGACUCUGUACUGUACACUGACACCACAGUCUGCUGGAUGGAAGUUUUACUGGAUCAAACCCACACAGAGCUCUGAGACUGAGGCUGAGACUGCAACAGACACCUACACCAUCAGCUCAGAUAAAGUCUAUAACGGAAUUCAGUACAAGUGCACAGCUGGAAGAGGAAACCCAGUCUAUUACACAGACUACAGUAAUGUACUCUCACUAACUGUUAUUGAGAGUCCUAAACCUACAGUGACUAUAAACCCUGAUACUCAGGUGUUCAUAGGAGAGACUGUGACUUUCAGGUGUGAUGUAGAGGAAGGAAGAGACACUGAGUGGACGUACGACUGGUUUAGGGACAGUAACACAUUGUACCCAUAUUCCACAACAAAGGAGUUCAGCAUCAGCUAUGAUAAAGUCUCACAUCGUGGUCAAUACACCUGCAGAGGGAGGAGGACAAGUGACUCUCAGAUGUCACAGAUGAGUGAUUCUGUUACACUCUCUGUAUCAAAAAAACCUAAACCUCAACUCACAUCAAGCCUUAAAGGAGCUGUACUGACAGGAAACUCAGUGACUCUGUACUGUACACUGACACCACAGUCUGCUGGAUGGAAGUUUUACUGGUCCAAAUACACAGGGAGAGAUUGGACUGAGACUAAAUCCACUGAAACAGACUCCUACACCAUCAGUUCAGUUAUUCUCUCUGAUGGAGGUCAGUACAAGUGCAGAGCUGGAAGAGGAAACCCAGUCUACUACACAGACUACAGUGAUGUACUCUGGGUAAAUGUUAUUGGUGAAUCUUCUCCAGUGUCUCUGGUCAUCAGACCGAACAGAACUCAACACUUUACUGCUGACUCUCUCUCACUGAGCUGUGAGGACCAGAGUGACUCUACUGGAUGGACAGUGAGAGGAUACUGUUACACUGAGACAUUGGUUGAUUGUUCAUCAGUUUCAGGAAAACAUUGUAACAUCAGCUCCCUCUCUACAACACACACUGGAGUUUACUGGUGUCAGUCUGAAUCUGGAGGACGCAGUAAUUCUGUUAACAUCACAGUGCACAAUGAUGUAAUCCUGGACAGUCCUGUCCAUCCUGUGACUGAGGGACAACCUCUGAUUUUACGCUGUUUAAGUAGACAAAAACCUUCAAACUCUGGUGUUUAUUUUUAUAAAAAUGAGUCCAUCCUCCAGAACCAGACUACAGGAGAGAUGAUCAUCAGUAGUGUCUCAAAGUCAGAUGAAGGUUUCUAUCACUGUAAACACCCAGAGAGAGGAGAGUCACCGAAAAGCUGGGUUUCAGUCAGAGUUUCGGCUCCAGGAUUCACUGGUUUAUUUAUAGGACUAAGUUUGGCCUGUCUGUUUGUCAUCAUAAUGAUCUUACUGAUCCUGCUCUUGCUCUUCAAGAAGAAAAAAGGUGUACAAUCUCAGUCUCCUGCAGUGAAUCAGGACACAAAUCAGCCUGCAGUUGGUGACAAUAUAUAUGAAAAUGCUGCUAUCAUGGUCACAGAUGAUUCUGCAGCUGCCUCCAGUAAUACAGUCUACCCACAGGUUAUGGCUAGAAAAAAGAAACAAAAUGAGUCUGAUGCUGAACCGAGUGAUGUGACUUAUGCUGAAAUUGACAUGAAACAUAUAAAGAAACCAAAGAGAAAACAAGGAAAGAGCAGUGAGGGAGCUGACACUGUGUACUCAGAACUGAAGCAGAACACAGAUAACGAGGAUUUAGCUGAAACUGGUGAUGUGACUUAUGCCCAGGUCAUAAAGAAGGGCAAAAAGUAUAAUGCAGGGAAGAUCACUGAAAAUGCUGAUCAAACAUAUGCCCAGGUUAGGAUAAAGGCUAAAAAUGCAGGUCCAUGAGGAAAACUGUCCAACCAGGAACUGUUGAAACAUUCAAAGAAAAGGAAAAAAUGGGAAAUCUAAUUGUAAGCAUGCAGUGUAGUAUCUGGAAACCUUUUUUUUUUUUUUAUUUUAUUUUUUUACAAAUCUAAUCAUUUUAUAAAGGCAUCAUUUGAAUAAUACUGGAAGAACAAUGUCUGAAUAUAUUUAUACACACAUAUUGGAUGGAAUUUGGCUGUUACCAGGUUAACAUUUAUUCCAUAUAACCCAGUAUAACAAUUCAAUGUAUUACUAGAUGUUAACUGGUUACUAUUUUAAUAUUAGUAGUAGUAGUAGUAGUAGUGGUAAUAGUAUUACAGUUUAUAAAAAAAUCUUAUAUAUUUAUAUUUUUGUAAAAAAAAAUAUUUUGUAAAAAUUUCAAAUUUCUAUAUGCAUUUUUCUGUUUAUUUACUCAUUUAUUACUUAUUAAUGGAUUGUAAAAGUGAUUUGAUUUUAGCUUUAAAAUCCAUUCAUGCAGUAUUGGUUGUGUAUUGAGCUGACACUGUGCUUUUUAAAUGAUUACUUUUUGAUUAAUUUUUAAUGAUUACUUGGUUCAAAGACUGAUUUACAGAAUGUGUUAAUUGAGUAAUAAAAACUAGAGACAGAACGCUGAAUACAUGUUGUAAGAUGAGCUUUAAUAACAAUGAACUUUAACUGUUUAAUUAUGGGAUUUUUUAAAUUAUGAUUAUAUUUUGUAUUUUAUGAUUGUACCUUUUUAUUAUUCUGCUUUUGGGACUUUUGUUGCCUGUAUUAUCUGACUAUAUAAGUAGUAUACAAAAAGUUUAAGUACUUUCGUAAUAAAUAAUUAUUUUGUAUUUUAAUUCUAAAUAUAUU
Tachysurus vachellii is the source of this 4004-nucleotide messenger RNA. Its product is annotated as immunoglobulin superfamily member 1-like. The record is from RefSeq and is a predicted model, not a curated record. NCBI's taxonomy places the organism in Eukaryota, Metazoa, Chordata, Actinopteri, Siluriformes, Bagridae. Gene Ontology annotation, biological process: cell surface receptor signaling pathway. The transcript is spliced from 18 exons. Bases 114 to 3152 code for a protein of 1012 amino acids. Gene Ontology annotation, molecular function: transmembrane signaling receptor activity.